Molecule: messenger RNA, 4302 nt
Organism: Notothenia coriiceps (black rockcod)
Lineage: Eukaryota; Metazoa; Chordata; Actinopteri; Perciformes; Nototheniidae
Gene: klc3
Product: kinesin light chain 3
Exons: 14
Coding region: 280-1947 (555 amino acids)
Biological process (GO): microtubule-based movement
Cellular component (GO): cytoplasm; kinesin complex
Molecular function (GO): kinesin binding
Source: RefSeq, a predicted model, not a curated record
UGUUAUGCUAGCUUAAUGCUAAUGAGUUUGUGAUGACAGGAGUAGCUGAGCGCCGAGGAGCAGCAGGUGAAUCAUUAACAGUUCCUAGUUUAUCACUGUCCCAACAGUAAAUAAACUGACAGGUACUGUAAGCGAAAAUGAUACGCUGUAUACCGGUUUCUCUUUCCAAAUUAAAAUAAUAUUAACAGCUCAGAGUGGACAAAAAGACGCCACCACGCCGCCGGAGCCUGGAUUUAGCAGGUCAGUUGCUGCGAGAGAGGGAACCUCAGAGUGGCAGCCAUGUUUUCGGCGGAGGAGAUUCUGUGCAACACGCAGCAGGUGAUCGCCGGGCUGGAGGCGCUGAGAGGAGAGAACCGCAGUCUGUUGGACAACCUGCAGGAGGCGCUGGAGAGCCGGGCGGCGCCUGAGAGCGGCAGCGUGGAACAGGAGAAGAGCGGCAUCAUCCGCCAAUCACUGGAGAGGAUCGAGCUGGGGCUGAGCGAGGCACAGGUGAUGAUGGCGCUGUCGGCUCAUCUGGGCUCUCUGGAGGCGGAGAAACAGAAGCUGCGUGCUCAGGUGCGGCGCUUCUGUCAGGAGAACCAGUGGCUGAGGGACGAGCUGGCAGGAGCCCAGCAGCGCCUGCAGGACAGGGAACAGGAGGUGGUGACCCUGGAGGAGCAGAACAGACACCUGCAGUUCAUGUCCUCCAUACGCAAGUACGACCUGGACGAGCCGCAGCUGGAUGACAAAGACGCGUCUUCAACCAAAGAUCCCCUGGAUGACCUCUUUCCUACUGAGGAUGAGGAGCAGUCACAGAUGUCCCAGCCUCACCACAGCAGUGCAGCGGCGGCAGCGCAGCAGGGGGGGUACGAGAUCCCCGCCCGGCUGCGCACCUUGCACAACCUGGUCAUCCAGUACGCCUCCCAGGGCCGCUACGAGGUCGCUGUGCCGCUCUGCAAACAGGUGGGAGGAGCCUCACCUUUAAACUGCACUAGCUCUGGCUCCUUGAAUCCCUGCAUCUCUUCUGGAAACUCACUGCAACCUCACCCUCUGUCCUGCAUCAGUUCAGCCCAAAGUAAUCGCUCCCAGGCUCUGGAAGACCUAGAGAAGUCCUCAGGUCACACACACCCAGACGUAGCCACCAUGCUGAAUAUACUGGCGCUGGUGUACAGAGAUCAGAACAAAUACAAAGAAGCAGCCAACCUGCUGAACGAUGCGCUGGCCAUCAGAGAGAAAACUCUGGGGAUGGACCAUCCCGCUGUGGCAGCAACGCUCAACAACCUGGCAGUGCUUUAUGGGAAAAGAGGAAAAUACAAAGAAGCAGAGCCGCUGUGUAAAAGAGCUCUGGAGAUCAGAGAGAAAGUGUUGGGCACUGAUCACCCCGAUGUGGCCAAGCAGCUGAACAACCUGGCCCUGCUGUGUCAGAACCAGGGGAAGUACCAGGAGGUGGAGCAGUACUACGAGCGCGCUCUGCACAUCUACCAGAGCAAGCUGGGCCCGGACGACGCCAACGUGGCCAAGACCAAGAACAACCUGGCAUCGUGCUAUCUGAAGCAGGGGAAAUACAGACAAGCUGAGUCUCUGUACAAAGAGAUCCUGACCCGAGCACAUGAGAAGGAGUUUGGAUCUGUGGAAGGGGACGGUCGUCCCAGCUGGUCCGGGGCAGAGGACGGUGGGGCGGGACAGGACGGGCUCAGUAACCUUAGGCGCAGCGGAUCCUUCACCAAACUCAGAGAGUCGAUACGAAGGAGCAGCGAGAAGCUGGUCCGCAAGCUGAGAGGAGUCGGAAUAGAGGACAAUAUUCAGAGCAACGCUGGGAUGAAGAGAGCGAACUCUCUGAAUGUGCUGAAUGAUCGGGACAGAGAGAGUCAGGACGGGGCCCAGUCGAGCCGCUUGGCAGAUGUUCGAGGACUGAGCUCCAGCACACAGAGCCUGACAAGAAGAGGCUCACUGGGUGGUACCAGUUAACACACACACACACACACACACACGCACACACAGCUAUCGCUCUCAUCAGGUGUUCUACACUAAAGUGAUUCCCCACUUUUGGAGAUAGUUGUCGCAACUGCAGACUUUGUCAAUAAUCUAACGUGCAAAUAUUCCUAAUUUAAAGAAUUUAUUACAUGUAAUCUAAGCUAUUGAGAACAUUUCACAGUUAGCACAAUAAUGACAUGUUUGUAUCUGGUGAUGACAAUUGUCUCCAGAAAGCGGUUAGAAUAUCGUUGUGAAGAACCUCUCCUUCCUUCCUGCUCACUGAAGAGGUCAUAUCAUUAUUUCUUGUUUUAUUGAACUCAGUUUCCAAAUUUCCUCACCAGGAUUGACACUGUUAGAAAACAAAGUUUUCUAUAUUUAAUUUCUUUAUUUUAACCAUGUCAUUAGCAGAUUAACAAUAGAAUUUCAUCUUUCAUAUUAGUAACAUUUCUAUUAACAACAAUGUAAAACAACAUUAUUUAUGUUUAAAUUCUCCGGAGAAAAACACUUGUAUCGACAUUAAGUUAUACAUUUUUAUAAAUUCACAGGAAUGUAAAGUUGUUUGCACGAUAAUCAAAACUAUGAUGCGUUGUCACAAUGUAAAAUAUUAUUGCAUUUGGUUUACAAGGGAGAAGUGAAGACGUUGGAACUGUUUGAGUUCUUUAAAUGUAUGUUGCCUUUAUGAUGUGCAGGUCCUUCUAAUCAUAUGACUGAAACAUCACAGAUGUGCUUGUUCAGCUGCUUUGCUUCCCAGUCCAGUUUUGACAUUCCACACUAUGAGAAUAAGGACCAACUUUUUUAAACUUGAAUAAAAACAAACUAGCUGCACAAAAUGAACACAUAUAAGAUUUUUUAAAUUGUACUAUUGAAUAUGGAUAUUUUUGCACAUUGAUCAAAAAUAUAUGAAUAUAUAUUAACUGACAAUCGAACUCUUAAGCUGGUAAAUCAAUCAAUACUUGAAUAUUAAAGUGAUAAAGUGCACACUUCCAUAUCCAGCAAUUAUUUGUCAGUGUUCGAACACUAUUCAGAGGUGUAUAACAAAAGUACUGCUGUGUGCCUGAGUCAGUGUUUAACUCAAAUGUGAGACCAGCUCAAAGGCAGGAGAAGGAUUGAAGCUAACACUGACUGAGCAGCACCUUUGACUGAGAGCCACUCUGUGUAGGAUUGGAACAUUUCUGACUGAUCCGCUACGCUGUCAAAUCAAAGAAAGUGGAAACCAUGACAUCCAGCAGAUGUUAGAGCAAGACUGUAUAGAAAAGGCUCUAUGCUGUACACAUUCAGCAAUUAUCCUUUUGUGUAAGUUCAGAAAUGUCUCAGACAAGCUUUGACAAUCCAACAUGAUGAUAUGUGUCCAGAGCCAAAAGCAGACAGAUACAGGUCUCAGCCUGUGAAGACGUACUUCUAGCAGCUGAAGGGCAACCCAGAGACACAAGGGGCUACGAGUCUGCCCCAUAUAACACUGAAACAAAUAUCAAAUGAUAUGUGAGAAUUCAUAUUCAUUCCUAAACUGAAUCAAAAAUAAUAUUCAACCUGAAAAACCUUUUCAUACUGUAUUAUCUUUUUUAAAACAUUCAAUUUACUUUUAUUCAGGAUCAAACUUUCAGAUUAAUGUUAUUUUUCACAUGAUCAACAUUUUUGGCCUGGAUCUAUCUCCAUAGUAAACCUGGCUCAGUGUGACUGAGGAACACAUUUAAGGUGGCCAACUUAAGAAUGUCUGUCACUGAUGCUCAUUCUCUGAAACGCCUGAAAUCCAUAACUAGCUGCAUCAUACUAUUGAAAAUAGUAAACUAGCUUUUAAUUUAACAUGUCAUUUCAUUGUGAUCUUUUGAUUUUUUUAUAGAAAGACUUACUUGAACUAUUACUCCAACUGGUGAUAUGACAACAUAGCAUGGACUAAAAUCAUUUAAUAACUAUAAUUGUAUGCAUACUCAAACCUCUGGAACGUUCAAAGACAUUGACGCAAAAACAGAGAGUGCUGCUUGGAAAUCUUCCCUCACUGAAAACAGCAUUACAUACUUUGACGUGGUUUCCCACGGUGGAGAACUACCGAUUAUCUGCUGUGGUAGAGGAUGUCACUGCUGCACCCUGUCAGGGCUGAAAGCGCACACUAGUACCUGUAGAAGCUAGUUUGAUAUGAAACACAUGUAAGAAUGUUACGUAUACAAUGGGAAAGUGGAAUAUAUCUCCUGAUGCUGUUUAUUCUGGUAAAUAUGUUUGUAUUUUAUAUUUGCAAACCUGAGCUGAAAUAAAUGACCUUAAGAUGUAAGAAAUGUGUAUUUGUUCGCAUUGCUUUGUCUUUUAGAGUUUGACAAUUUGUGUUUUCUUUAUUAUUAAGGACUGCUACACCAAUUU